Metopolophium dirhodum (rose-grain aphid) is the source of this 2728-nucleotide messenger RNA. RefSeq names its product synaptotagmin-15-like. The transcript has 9 exons. Gene Ontology annotation, molecular function: clathrin binding; phosphatidylserine binding; syntaxin binding. Bases 319 to 1872 code for a protein of 517 amino acids. Lineage: Eukaryota; Metazoa; Arthropoda; Insecta; Hemiptera; Aphididae. Gene Ontology annotation, biological process: calcium-ion regulated exocytosis; cellular response to calcium ion; regulation of calcium ion-dependent exocytosis. The record is from RefSeq and is a predicted model, not a curated record.
UGCAUAAUAUACUGAACUGUUUACACAGUUGACCGAAACAUCUGUCUACAUUGAGGUUUCAGUAUAUCCAAGAGUGUUUUUAGGUGGCAAUACUCAAUUUUGAGUGUAUUCGCCAGUAGAGGUACACAAAAUCAAAUUCUUUCUUUCUUUUUUUAAUGUUCUAUGUUCUCGUGUAACUUUUUUAAAGUAAAUUAUUAUAGUUGGUUUUAUUUAUUAACUAUUAAGUAAUGACAGAUAUUUUUAAAAAUGGUUUAUAGACUAAUCUCGAUUAGCUGCAGGUACAAGUUAUAAUACGUUUGCGAGUGAAAUUAUACUGAAAUGUUCAAAAGUUGUUACCGAUGCUGUUUAUUUUAUUUUGGUUUCGGUCGUCGUUCCGAAGACGUGGGCCUCAAUCUAGGGCUGUUGGAAAAUGGAAACUCGGUUGCCGGCAGUACCGAACACUACACUGUUCAAAAGAUAUCGAGUUUUGGUCGACAUAUUUCUCACGACGAGGAUGGACUUUCUGUGUCAGGUUUUACGAGCGAUGGCGAAGACGAUGACCCUCCGCCGAAAACACAAACCAUGAAGAAAAGAGGAAAAUGGGGAAAACCAAUGAAUAAACCCAAAGAUCCAAAAACUCCAAAUUCAUUCCAAACACUAGCUGGUGUCAGUAUGAUGAUGUUACAGCCUAUAACAGCGGGAGCUGGUUCUACUUCCACGCCAGACUUGAGUUUAACAUCUAGUAAAAAAGAAUUUUCGAAGAAAGAGGAUAAGAUGGAUUAUCUUUCUCCUGCAUCAUGUAAAGAAACUACAGGUUGGCUUAAAUCUCAGAGUAUGCAGGAUAUGACCUCAACUACAGACUCCGAUAGUUUUGCAUUAUCGUCAAAAAGUGCCGACGACAAUACAUCAAGUUCAACUGCACGUCCUCAUCGUUUUGGAUCAGUUGCAACAUCUAUGAUUAAUGUCACUAGUAGAUUGACAUCAAUAAGAUCAAAAUCUAGUGAGGUGGUUUCGAAUACUUGGAAAACACCAGUAGACAAUGCGCCUCCGGUUGAUCCUAAUGCACACCAAGAACAAGCUUAUGGGAACGUUAAUUUUAAAAUUACAUAUGAUCAACAUACAAAAAAACUGUUUGUUCGUGUGGACAACUUGGAUGGAUUAGCGCCAAAAGGAAAAGAUAAACGACCAUAUAAAACAGUUUUGAAACUUACGCUUUUGCCUCAGGAAAAAUCUACAAAAACUAGUAAAACUAUUGCUGCUGCUAUGAGCCCCGUUGUAAAUGAAGAUUUCUUUAUAAGUACCAAGUGUAUUACAAACAAAGUUUUGAGGAUAUCUGUUUUUGAUCAUGAAUAUCAAGGAAAGUAUGAUGCAGUUGGACAUGCUUUAUUUUAUUUAGAUAAUAUAUCACCAAGUAACGACGGUGCGCAAAGUGUUAAACUCUAUAAACAUUCUUGGCCUGAUAUAAAUCUUUGCAAUAUCAAUAUCAGUUUAAGUUAUAAAAAACAACAAGAAACUUUGCAUAUAGUGGUCCAUGAAGCUAACAAUUUAAAUCUGCCCCACGAAAAAUCCAGAACUUUUGUGAAAAUAGCAUAUUUUAGCAAGGGAAAACGCAUCAAGGAAUAUCAAUCACCAUCAGUGCCCAACACAAAAAAUGACCCUAAGGCAACAUACGAAUAUAAAGCUGCUAUACGAUUAGAUUUAAAUUCCACCGCAAAUGGCUAUGUAGUAAUUGGUUUAAAAGAAAAAGGAUUUUUAAAAAGGAAUGAAAGUAAUUUAGGGAGAGUAAUAUUUGGACCCUUUUUGUAUACAGAGAGAGGCUAUGAUUUAACUCCUUGGGGAAAAGUUCUAUUAACUAAAGAAGGUGUUUCAGAUACAUUUAAAACAUAUUUAUAGUGUACACAGAACAAAAAUAUAAGUAGGUAAAUAUUGAAAUAUAAUAUGUAGUAUAAUAUUUAUCGUUAAAAUGGAACGUUUUAUUUGUAUUGAAACUUGUAGUUUACCAAAUUGAAAAUUAUUUUUUAAUAAAAUGUCAUUAUGUUUCGGUAAAAUUGUAUUUUUUCUUUUUUGAGAUUUUUUUUUUCUUUAAUAUGGCGUAGGUUUAUUGAUGAAAACAAAACUAAAUAAAUAUUAAAUUAACAAAAUAACGAGGACUAGGGUAGAUAGAUUUACAAUAAACUAAUAAAUUUAACAAUAACAAAAAUAAUAAUAAUAAAAGCUCAAAUUAUAUUUAAAGGCGAACGUGAGUCUUAGACAACCAAUCCAUUGCUUCGCCAUCGCCCUUGUGAAGUCCCUCAAUUCCUCCUUUGUAUCUAGUUUGAGGACAUUCCUCCACAGUGUGUCUGGUGUUUUAUAUUUGUCCGCAGUCGCAAAGGGGAGAGGUUUUUUAUUUUCCAUUUAUGUAGAAGGUUUUGAGAUUGAAUAUUUAGUAUUUUUAACUAUAAACACUACCUAAUUGGAAUAUAUUAAUUUCAUCAAUGACAUUAUGUAUAAAGCUAACUACACAUUUAUUGAUUUAAAAAUAAUAAUGAUAAAAUAUAUUUCUAUAAUGUGAGAAAACCUUAUUAUAUAUAUUAUAUAUAUUAUAUUGAAUUUACCUGUCUCCGAAAACAAUUGUAUUUAUAAAUUGUAAGUGUUUAUAAUUUUUAACUUCUUUGUAAGUACCUAUGAAAACAAGUAUUGGAGUAUUUUCAAUUUUUGUUAUGAUAUUUUUGUCUAAUGUUAUUAUUGUUAUUAUAAUUUUACUUUUUUA